UUCAUAGAUAUCGUAGAGCACAUAUGAUCAAAAGAAAAAAAAAUCAAUGUUUAUCCAUAUUUCUAAACUGAAAUUAAAUGAUACUAUCUUCGAAGUUCUGUAUGACCCUUCUGGGUUUAUCGCCUAUUUUUGACUGUAAUAAUAAUAUCUUGGAAGUUACUCUAAACCCACACUGACAAUUUGUUAAGAGUGUGCGGAGCAAGUCACGUGUGAUAGUGACGAACCACAAUAGGAAGGUCUGAUCUGACAAGUACACACAAGGCAAGAUGCGGGUACUCCUCUGGUUUGCACUGACGAUGGUCGCAGCUCAGCAGGACACACAAAGUAACAAAGUAACGACGGCUCAUCUGAGAAUCCUGGACAGUCUCCUGAGAAACUACGAUCGCAGGGCGACCCCAACCAACCACAAGAAUGAGCCGACCAACGUUACGUGUGAGCUCUACAUUCGAAGCUUCGGCUCCAUCAACCCCACCACCAUGGACUACCAGGUGGAUCUGUACCUGCGUCAGGAGUGGGAAGAUGAGCGCCUCCGUCACCCAGAUAUCACCAAUCCGCUGGAUCUCAACGACCCCAACCUGGUGAAGGCUAUUUGGAAGCCUGAAGUAUACUUCCCCAACGCUAAGCUGGCGGAGUUCCAGUUCGUCACUGUUCCCAACGUCCUGGUCAGGAUCAACCCGAACGGCCAGAUACUCUACAUGCUGAGGUUGAAGCUAACGUUCGCCUGCAUGAUGGAACUGUCUCGCUUCCCCCUUGAUGUCCAGGUCUGCACCAUGGAGAUUGGUUCUUCUCCAUACUGGUGCUACGUACUCCAUGACGGGCCUGACAUAUGUAUGAAGCCCCCGGAAUGGCUCUUUGUUGAGAUUCCUGAGCAAAGAGUUGUCUUAAAAGCUUGUUCGGUUUUACCUGACGGAGUUGCUGUUUCCCUCACAGGUAACUAUAGCUGCCUACGCGCCCUCAUUACCCUUGAGAGAAACAUUGGGUUCCACCUGGUGCAAAGUUACCUUCCCAGCAUCCUCAUUGUGGUCAUCUCCUGGAUGGGCUUCUGGAUGGACACAGACUCCGUCCCUGCCCGCACUUGCCUGGGCGUCACCACUCUCCUCACCGUCUCCAACCAGGCAUCAGAGACGCAGUUGAAGAUCCCUCAGGUAUCCUACAUAAAAGCGCUCGACAUCUGGAUGGGUGUGUGUACAGCGUUCAUCUUCGCGGCGCUGCUGGAGUUUACCGUAGUCAACUACUACUGGCGUAAGAAGCUAAGUUCUCCCUGCCACAACCCCUGCCGACCCAAGACCACCUCAGACAGCUGGAUGGAACUGAUGCCGCAGAACGGGCGGGGGGGUGAGCAGACUCCGCAGGCCUCCCCGGCAGCAGACGUGGCAGAGUUCUCCAUUAGCAGGGCAGACACUCGCCGCUACCGCCUCCUGGCCUGCAGGAUCGACGAGGUCUCCCGUUACUUGUUCCCCGUCACCUUCCUCGUCUUCAACGUAGCCUACUGGUGCUAUUACAUGUCUCACCGCCACUAGACGCCCUGUUCAGACUAUGUUGUCCAACGUCAUUACACGCCGUGUUGUCAAUUAGUGCUAUACAAUACAAUAUAAUAUAACAAUACAGUAUAAUACAGUACAGUACGCUGCUAGACCAGCAUGUGGUGUUGUAUUAAGCAAGGUGUAAAAUACAGGUAAAUGUCUAAAAGAGACAUGCUGUACGGUAGACAACUUUAUUAAGGAAAUGUUUCGCCCACCAGGGGGUUUAAACGUUGUACAUCUCUUUUGAUACGUAAAUGAACUACUGCUGGUGCUGAUUAUGUACAUAUGCCAGCACCGCUAUUGCUAGUACUGAUACAUGAACUACAGAUGUUACUGCUACAUAUACCAGCAUCACUAGACCUGUUAAUAUAUGUACCAUCACUACAGCUGUUGCUGCUACAUGUACCAACAUCACUGCAGCUGUUGCUACAUGUACCAGCGUCACUGCAGCUGUUGCUACAUGUACCAGCGUCACUGCAGCUGUUGCUACAUGUACCAGCGUCACUGCAGCUGUUGCUACAUGUACCAACAUCACUGCAGCUGUUAAGCAAAAGGACACAAAUGCAACUAAUGUGACAUUUUAUUGUGGCAACGUUUCGCUCUCCACAAGUUUUAUCAAGCCGUUACAAACAAUACAUGGACACAGAGGGUAUAUAUAGGCUUGGAGUGAAGUGUAAUACUAGAGGUAGGAGUAGUUGUAGUAAUAUUAGUUGUAGUAGCAGCAGUAAUACAAUAAAGUAGAAGAAUCAAUUUGCACAUAAGUAAAAGGUUAUAAAUGUUAUUGCUUGGUGCUUGUGUAGUAUUAGCAGCAGACUGUGUGAUGGCAGUGUUUACUGUUUUGAGGAGGAUUUUUGCUAAUACUUCAGAGAUGAUAAAGCUGGCUUUAUUUUGUUUGUGUUAGAAACAGCGAUUAACGAUGAUUCAAGGCAUUUACGUCUGCGGAAAUUAGGCUUUCUGAUCACUAUUCGGGCAUUGUUGAAUUUCAUGAGGGGAUUGGUGGAAUUCCGGUAUUGUACGCAGGCGUUGUUCAAGUUAUCAUUCCUACAUGCAUUAAUGUGUUCAUUGAGGCGUGUUUCAAGGUUCCUUGCUGUUUCACCUACAUAUAUCUUGUCACAGCCUCCACAAGGUAUAGUGUAUACUCCUGCACUGACUGGUUCAUUGUGGUUCGAUUUUGUCCUGGUUAGAUCACUUAUGGAAGUGCUGGAUGCGAUGGCGACUCUAGUGUUAGUUUGUGCGAGUACCUUGGAAACAUUCAAUGCAACCUGGCUGUUG
Cherax quadricarinatus is the source of this 2795-nucleotide messenger RNA. The record is from RefSeq and is a predicted model, not a curated record. NCBI's taxonomy places the organism in Eukaryota, Metazoa, Arthropoda, Malacostraca, Decapoda, Parastacidae.